AUGGCAGCUCCGAUACAUCACCUCGACCUCCCUCGUUUAAAAGGUCGAGUGUUGCCUUCAUUCCAAACGCUCGCCACUACCCUCGAACAACUCACCAUCGCACCCCCGGAUUGGUCGAACCCUGCCGCCUCGUCCGGCUCGCCAGAGCAUGACCCCGGUAUCACGCACUGGCUGACCAUGCUUGUCUCCUCCGAUUUGCACUGGCUCGAGACAGACGAAGAACGCGAUGAAAUCCUAGCCGAGGCAUCGAAAAGAUUGGCGGAACGCUGUGGACGCAGCGCAGCACCCGCGAUGACUCGGACAUUUUCGCUACCUACGCCAUCACGGACACCGACGCCAAUCGGAACACCGGUUGAGACGCCAUAUACGGAGUUGCGGAUUCACGAGCCGCCGUUGACAUCGGAUAAUCUGGGCUUAAAGACAUGGGGUACCUCAUUCCUCCUCGCAAAACGCCUCCCACUCCUCUUCCCUCCACCUACCACCACCAGGACCUCAGACUCCGAACCACCCCGAAAAAUCCGAGCCCUCGAGCUGGGAGCCGGGACAGGCCUCGUCGGUCUAGCCGCCGCCAGUACCCUCGGUUGGUCCGUCCACCUAACGGACCUCCCCGAAAUCGUUACAAACCUCCAGAAAAACAUUGACCUGAAUGAGGAGACCAUCCAUGCCGCGAACGGGCACGCAACUUCCGGAAUCCUCGACUGGACCAUCCCCGACCUUACCCACCCCUCCCUCAGGGACCUCGACAUCGUCCUUGCCUCUGACUGCCUGUACGCCUCCUGUCACCCCGCUCUCGUCGCUCACGUCACCUCUCUUACACUCCCCCGAAACGCUGACGCGAAAUUCGUGGUUUCGGUACCAGUGCGGCCGGGGGGGUUAGGCGAGUUGCCGGGGAUGUUGUGGAGCGAGUUGAAGGGUGUGGGUUUGGUGAUUUUGGAGGAGGGUGAGGAUUUGGGGUGGGAUGAUUGGGGGAGUGGGGAGAUUAGGUGUAGGUGGGGGGUUUGGGGGUGGAAAGAGGUUCAUGCCAAGAACUAG
Messenger RNA from Saitoella complicata NRRL Y-17804, 1032 nucleotides. RefSeq lists its product as uncharacterized. The record is from RefSeq and is a predicted model, not a curated record. Bases 1 to 1032 code for a protein of 343 amino acids. Lineage: Eukaryota; Fungi; Ascomycota; Saitoellomycetes; Saitoellales; Saitoellaceae. The transcript has a single exon.